This is a messenger RNA of Trichobilharzia szidati, 461 nucleotides long. NCBI's taxonomy places the organism in Eukaryota, Metazoa, Platyhelminthes, Trematoda, Strigeidida, Schistosomatidae. The record is from the annotation of a GenBank genome assembly.
GUCCGUUCGCUGUCAUAGCCACCCACAACUAUGGAAUUUUGAAACACUUUCAAGUGUCUGGACCACGAGUACAAUACUUGGUAAGUCGCUACCACUAAAUAAAAGUGACUUCUCACCACAUUAAGACAAUGAAGACGACAACUCAUGAGGGGAAAUUGCUAUGUCUGUACGAAGUUACUAACGGCAUAACCUCAGAAAGUGAAACAAUUACAAUAGCCAAGAAUAUCGGACUUCCACAAGGAGUAAUAGAAAGAGCACUGGAACUGAGGAAUUCCCCAGCUGUAAUGAAUCUCAAAUUUGUGGAAGCCAGAAUUAAAAAAGUGAAAAAAGCGAUGAAGAUACUGCGAAUAAAUAUUGCCAAUAAAAGUACCACGCCACUGGGAAAUAUGCAAAAUUUAUUUUGCCGUCAUCGUCGUCGUCAAAGGCUGAGACUGAAGAAUGAUGGUCGGUCAUCUCACUAA